AUGCCUACUCCUAUCUUCACUCACUCUUUCUUUUCACGUCUCACUUCUCAUCCCCUUGCUCUCCUUUCCUCACCCCACUUGUCCUGUCUCCUUCCUCCUCGUCCAUCCCCUCGCUCCUUACUCUCUUCAAUUCCACCUCUCCUCUCUUGUCUCACCCCCCGGGGCACAUCCUCCCAAUCAUCCACCCUCACGCUCCUCUCUCCUUCAUGCCGAAUGCCAUGCCCUUCCCUGCUGUGCCUCAUGCUGUCCCUGCUCUCAUCUCUGAUCCUCCGCCCCUCAAAGCUCUCUUCUGUCCUUGUAUAUUUUUCCUCCCUGCUCUCCUCCCUGCUCCUUUUUACCUCCCUGUCCUCGUCUCUGCACCUCCGCUCACUAUCACGCCACUUUGUCGACUCAUGCCCGCCUGCUUCCCUCCUCUCACUCCUCCCCUUCUCCCUCGCUGGACUCACAACUUCAUCCCUUGAAUACCCACUAUGCCUUCCCCUUCUGCCUCCCUCCUCAUGCUCCUCUUCAUCCUUCCCUCUUCUCCCCUCUCCACCCCUCACUCUCAUUCCUCCCUCUUCGUCUCUCCUCUUCCUGUCAACCCCUCGUCCUCUCACGGUCCUCCUCCCUCCAGCGGUACUCCUCUCUGCCAUGCCCAUCGUCCCCACGCCGCCUGUCCCCACUGCCUGCAUCGGGCCUCCCUCGCCUCUCCUCCAUUUGUCCCCGAUGCUCCUCCUCGUCGCUGUCAGAAGCCCCGCCACGCCCUCUCUUCCCAUCGUCCACCCUCACAGAUUUGACACCUCUCCUCCCCCUCAUCAUUUCCUCCUCAUGCUCUCUAUCCAAUUCUACGUCUCUCCUUUCCCACUUCUUCCUUCCCUCAGCUUCCUUCACACUCUUCUCGUCCUCCUUCCGCUGUCUUCCCUUCUCUGCAUCCCUCUCCCUCCUCACACCCCCCCUCUCCUCUUCUGCCUCUCCACCAUGGCUCGCUCCUCUCUCUCCCUCUCCUUCCGCAUCCCACCUCCUCUUCCUCUCUCUCUUUCCAUCCCUCCUCGGACUCGCACCACGUGCAGCUCCUUCCUCUCCUCCACCCCCUCGCUCCUCUCUCCCUGCAGUCACCCAAGCAGCAAUCGCCCGGGCGCGAGCAAGGGCGUCGGCAGUGAGAGCAGCCACAUCCACGCUGCCAGCAGCACUUUCUCUACGCUUCGCCAAGGUGCGAGGGACAUAGAGGAGGGUGCGAGGGACAGAGGGAAGGGUGGUACAGAGGAGGAGCAUUAG
Messenger RNA from Closterium sp. Naga37s-1, 1254 nucleotides. NCBI's taxonomy places the organism in Eukaryota, Viridiplantae, Streptophyta, Zygnematophyceae, Desmidiales, Closteriaceae. The record is from the annotation of a GenBank genome assembly.